GACGGAAUGCGAGUGUCGACGUUUUCAUGCCAUUAGGAGCUGUGAGUCUCGGCUGAAAAGGCUGUUGUAUUUGUCGGGGGCGCCCCACACCAUGGCUGCAAAGGUCCGCACAUCCCGUGUGGCCGGAGGCAAAGCCAGAAGUGUUGAACUCUUUACAUUCCAUGCUUUGAGGGUAGACUGA
Molecule: messenger RNA, 181 nt
Organism: Tuber melanosporum (Perigord truffle)
Lineage: Eukaryota; Fungi; Ascomycota; Pezizomycetes; Pezizales; Tuberaceae
Exons: 1
Coding region: 92-181 (29 amino acids)
Source: RefSeq, a predicted model, not a curated record